Molecule: messenger RNA, 1003 nt
Organism: Dicentrarchus labrax (European seabass)
Lineage: Eukaryota; Metazoa; Chordata; Actinopteri; Moronidae
Gene: pigx
Product: phosphatidylinositol glycan anchor biosynthesis, class X
Exons: 6
Coding region: 100-843 (247 amino acids)
Biological process (GO): GPI anchor biosynthetic process
Cellular component (GO): endoplasmic reticulum membrane
Source: RefSeq, a predicted model, not a curated record
UUUCCGUAAACAAUUUAAAACAGCCCCCAGUGUUACAGUUGUAGUUAGAUAAAUACACUGGCUGUUAAAAGCUCGUUGUAGCUCACCUUUACUAUUUGAAUGUAUUUUGUACUGCUUUCUGUGUUGGCUUGUUUAUCCGCAUGUCGUUGUCUGGUCGAGCAGGAUGAGAACAAUGAGGACCACUGUGGUCUGCUGAAGCAGCUGCUUGAAUCCUCACCGGUUUCAGUGGAGAUCAACAAGAAGGGUUUUCACAGGGAGCUGGUAACCACUGUUGAGCUCAUCCCAGAUGUGCCCAGUGGGGUCAGAGUUUUGCUGGUUCAGAGAUGGCCCAGAGGUGUCUAUCUUGAUCCAUACCAACUUGCAUCUCUGAGUGAUCAACGUGAUUGGCAGAUAUUACUGGAUUCAGGCAUAGACCUUGAGGUGCCUGCUCACAAGACUUCAGGAUUUGUCACCUAUGUUUAUCCCACCCCUGAUGGACCAACUCCCAGCCUGGUAAAAGUAACAAUUCCCGUACAUGGUCGCUACCACGAGCCUUCUUUUGACGGGAAAACAUUCACAUCAGUCGACAUAGAACCUCCAGAGCUGCUGCUGCGGACUGAAAAAUGUGCGCAGCUCAACAACUUAGAGCCUCAUAUUGUCGUGGACGCCCCCUGUACUCCUGACAAUUCAAGCACAUGUCCAUGGGUUAAACUCCUGCAUCAGCAGGAGCAAGGCUCCGGGGGUUUCCAGUUUCCGGUUGGUGACGGGUCUUUGGUGACGCCUGUAUGCGGUGGAACUCUUCUAGUCACAAUGAUCUGCUGUGUGGCACUGUCUAAAUACAUGUGGGAACAUCGAAUCAUUUAGACAGGGAUGGUCUACAUAUCUUGUGUUAAACAGCUCAAGCUUAUAGUUCUGUCUGAUACCAGGAUCCUUCUGACAUCACUAGGAUCAAAGUCUUAAAUCAGUCCAGGUUCCUGUGUGUGUCUUUUAUAUAUUUUAAUAAAUAAAAAUAAUAAUAUGCAAA